UGGAAGCGGCGGGAGAAGUGGUCCCCAGGGGAGACUGUACAAGCCAAACAAUUAUCGUAAAAAUAAUGUUAUUCUUCAGUGAGAAACAUCGGGAUGUUGAUCACUAAUGGAUCCUUGAAUAACAGGGAAUUGUUUGAGAUUAUUUACGCGAGUUGAAUUCCACAUUUUUGGAGGAAUAUUUGGAGUAGUGUAUUGUGGUAUACACAGGGCAUACAGGGAGUGGUGCAUUGUGGUUAGACUCGGGGAGUCAUUCGCCUCAGGUGCAUCGGGUAAUUGAGAAUAAUAAUAUCGAAUCAUGUCUGAUCAGGGGAGAUGCACACCUGAGCGCAAGGUGCUUGGGGAAUUGAGCAAUGUUAAAGAGCCAAUAUCACCUACAGCUAAUUUGAGGCUUUUAACUUCACUCGCUUCCAAUCUCAAAAGUGCAGGGGAAGUUAGUCAACAGGGUGGAUCUCAGAGGAGGGAUUCACCUGUUCCCUCAGGUUCUGGUGGCUCCAAACUCCUACCGAGGAAGCAGAAAUCACUGGGGUUGUUAUGUAAUAAAUUUUUAAAUAUGUAUCCACUCAACAUGGAGCAUGGAGCUCCAAAAGAAAUAUCUCUGGAUGGAACAGCGCGAGCGCUGGGCACAGAAAAACGGAGAAUUUACGAUAUAAUAAAUGUUCUUGAGAGUCUGGAGAUGGCAGCGAAGGCUGGGAAGAAUCGCUAUCUCUGGCACGGUCAGAGUGCUCUAAUUGGGACAUUAACGAGACUCAAAUCUACUGCAAUAAGAAUCGGUAUGAGAGAGCAGAUACAGGAGAUUCAGAGGAUUAACAAGGCGUACACUGGGGAGCAGUGUGAUGCAUCGCCUGGGAUUUCGGAUUUGACAAUGUCCUUUGAGGAGACUGCUGAGGAGGAGAGCCUUGGGGAUUGUGCUAUCAAAGAGGACAAGAGCCUGGGGGCUAUGUGCCAGAAAUUCGUGAUGCUGUUUCUUAUUUCUAUGAAGAAUGGAGUAAUUAAUUUAGACAUUGCUGCAAAAGUUUUAAUUGGUGACGUGGACGAUCAAACGCCUGAAAUAACUGACAACGCCUCGAGAUCUCGUUCUAAGACUAAAGUACGUCGUCUAUAUGACAUUGCCAAUGUUCUGACUGCAAUUGGACUGAUUAAGAAGGUGCACAUGGACGAAAGGACCAUCAGAAAACCAGUAUUCAAGUACGUGGGCCCUGACGUCGAGGUUGCAGACACUGAUACAGAAACCCCAACUAGAGAGAUUCGACAUCACACGCCAAUUGGAAUGUCGACUCCAAACAAAUCGGGGGGAAGUGCACCUCUUCAAGGACUGAGUCUCAACACUCUGAGCAACACUCGAUGCAAAACAUUUAUUGGUGACACUGACAAGACUCCUAUCACUGACAAACGUAAACCUCGUAAACGUAAAUUAUUUGACACAGACUCUUCCUUCCCCCGCACCCACAGCACUCCAAAUUUCGAAAAGAAGAGUCGCUCUCUGGAGCGCCUGGACGAUUCGAUUCUGCGAGUGGCAGAGAUGGAGCUCGAGAGACUGAACUCCAGUGAGGAGAGCAAGCCAAAAGUCUGCACCAAACUAUUCCCAAGAUACAACUCCGACUCGUGCAUUUCAGCCGCAACUGCCCCCAUAAUGGUACAACAACUUCAGAGUCCCGGUACUUCACUGGUGAAUCCACAAUUACAAGUGACAAAUGUUCCUUUGAUAAUUGUCAGCAAGGAGAAUGUUGUUGGCUCAACCGCCGAGGAAAUCCCCCAGAAGUCCACUGCCUCGACCUCGAAAUUGCAGGCGCCAACGAAGAGAAUUAUAACUCCAACAGCAAAACGAUUGGAAUCCAAGAUUCUGAUACAGAAUACAACCCCCAAGAGUAUAGUUAAAUUAGUCCCGCUGACGAGUGUCCCAAAAUUCAGGACUAUUCAGCCAACGAUACCAUCUGAGAAGACCUCACAGCCAAAAGUGAUAAAUCUAUCGAGCUUCGAUCCCAAGAAAUUAAUUUCCAUCAAACGAAGUGAUAUAAAACUCUCCCUUGCCCCAGUGACUCCAGUUGUCCUGGAAAAUUAUUCAAACAAUAAUAACACCUCGAGCUUUGCGAUAAUAACGACGAUUAAAGCACCAAUAGUGUCACCUGGUGAUACGUUCGAAGCUGUCAAAAUCGGCGAUACACUGCAGCUAGUCCCGAUGAGAAAAAACAAUACUGAUAAGGCAAAUCAUGGUACUUUUAAUGCUUCCAGUUGAAGAUUUAAAAAUUUAUUUAGACGUUAGAUCCAAUGUAAUUGGGCAAUCGAAUUGGGUGAUUCGAUGUUUAUGAAUUUAAUGUGAAAAUUUAAUGAGGGAAAAAAUCAUGAUUUAUUUUUUAUUGUAGUAGAUGAAUUUAUAUCUAUGUUUUGUAUAUACAAAGUGACUAAUUUUUUUUUCGGCCCAGGGUCGAGUUGUUACACGAAUUUAUAAUACAUUUAAUUACUUGGAGUCUA
Molecule: messenger RNA, 2469 nt
Organism: Diachasma alloeum
Lineage: Eukaryota; Metazoa; Arthropoda; Insecta; Hymenoptera; Braconidae
Product: transcription factor E2F8
Exons: 5
Coding region: 296-2233 (645 amino acids)
Biological process (GO): regulation of transcription by RNA polymerase II
Cellular component (GO): RNA polymerase II transcription regulator complex
Molecular function (GO): RNA polymerase II cis-regulatory region sequence-specific DNA binding; DNA-binding transcription factor activity, RNA polymerase II-specific
Source: RefSeq, a predicted model, not a curated record